AUGGUAGACGCUACUUCAACAUCAGGUUUAAACCCAAGACAAUUCGCAACUCACACCUUGAACAAAGGUGCAACCUUCUGGUUCACUGGACUCUCAGGAGCUGGAAAGUCAACUCUCUCCUCAGCCAUCAAGGAAAAGCUUGAUACUAUGUUUGCCGACACUCAAAAAGUAUUCGUACUUGACGGUGAUGUUAUCAGAAAAGGACUCAACAAGGACCUAGGCUUCACUGCUGAAGAUAGAGCUGAGAACAUUAGAAGAAUCUCAGAGGUCUCCAAGCUAUUCGCCAUGAGUGGACAGAUUUGCCUCGUUGCUUUCAUCUCACCAUACAAGAAAGACAGAGAUUUCGGAAAGAGCCUCCACAAAGACUAGGGAAUUCCAUUUUACGAGUGUUUCAUCAAUUCAUCUCUUGACGUGUGCGAGAGUAGAGACGUUAAGGGUCUCUACAAGAAGGCCAGAGCAGGAGAAAUCAAGAAUUUCACUGGAAUUUCUGAUCCAUACGAAGCUCCAGAGUACCCAGACCUAGAUAUCCACACUGAUGAUCUCAAUCUUGAAUAGAGUGUCAGCUUUGUCCUUAAGAGAAUGCUAGAUGACAGAAUUAUUGUGUCUAACACCGAAACUAAAAUUGCUGAUAGUCUGAUUGAAGAAGACCUCAGUGAGUAGGAGAAGGUAGAGUUAGAUGCUCUCAAGUACAUUGAGAUUGAUGUAGAGCAAGCCGAGUACUUGCAAACUUUAGGCUAAGGAUGGGCUGCUCCACUAGACAAAUUCAUGAAUGAAAUGCAAUUACUUGAAGUCAUGCACAUGAAAACUCUGACUGACACUACUGGCUUCAAGCAUCUUUUCUCAGUUCCAAUUACACAGCACGCCACCAAAGAACAGUUCGAGCAACUCAAGUCAGAAGCAAGAAUCGCUCUCAGAUGCCCUAAGGUCUGCAACAAUGAAGUCCUCGCAGUCAUUGAGAACCCAGUUUUCUUUGACAAUAGAAAAGAGGAGAUCUGUGCUCGUAUCUUUGGAACCUUUUCACUAAAACACCCUAAAGUCGAAAAUAUUAUGAAAUAGGGAGAUUACUUAGUAUCUGGAUCAAGAAUGAGAUACGUUAAGAAGAUCGUAUUUAAUGAUGAGAUGGAUAGAUACAGACUUACUCCCAGAGAGAUUCACAACCUCAUUAAGGAAAGAAAUGCUGAUGGAGUGUAUGCCUUCCAACUUAGAAACCCUCUUCACAAUGGUCACGUUUUACUUCUCAAAGAUACCAGAGAAUAACUUUUGAAAUUAGGUUACAAGAACCCCAUUCUUUUGCUACAUCCACUUGGUGGUUGGGUUAAAGACGAUGAUGUUCCACUUAUCAACAGAAUGUUGCAACACUAGGCUCUUCUUGAUGAUGGUACUCUUGACCAAGAACAUACUAUUUUAGCUAUUUGGCCUUCACCAAUGUUCUACGCUGGUCCAACUGAAGUACUAUGGCACGCCUCCUCCAGAGCUAACUGCGGAAUCUCCCACUUUAUCACUGGAAGAGACCCUGCUGGCCUCAAGCAUCCUGAAAAUGAUAAAAUAGAUCUAUAUGAUGUGUGGCACGGUCAGAAACUCCUAGUCCAUGUGAAGUCAAUGAUCAACAAUGUUGAGAUUUGCCCCUUCAAGAUUGCUGCUCUCCACAAAGCUUCAAAUUCAAUGCAGUUCUUUACCAAGGACUCAAAGAAUGAAGACUUUGAUUUUGUGUCUGGAUCUAGAAUGAGAGAGAUGGCUAAACUCAAUAUUGAUCCACCUCAAGGGUUCAUGAGUCAAAAGGGCUGGGAAGUGCUUGCUGACUACUAUAGAAAACUAGAGUAGUUAUGA
Stylonychia lemnae is the source of this 1827-nucleotide messenger RNA. The record is from the annotation of a GenBank genome assembly. Lineage: Eukaryota; Ciliophora; Spirotrichea; Sporadotrichida; Oxytrichidae.